CUUCUAUGUACUAUUCAAAGUAACCCCUUUUUUUUUUUUAAUUUAUUCUUAAAACCAAUAUAUCAAAACGAUAGAAAAAUUACAACACUUCUUUUAAAUAAAUUAUAAAAAGAAGAAUUAAAUUGAUAAGAAUUACUUCGUUGUUAAUUAUAAAUAAAAUUAGAAAAAGAAAAACAGGCUUUAAAAAUAAAUAAAUAUAUACACAAACACCCAUUGUUUUAAAAAUAUUUUGAUGGCAAGCCGUAACGGCCACCUUCCUUCCUUUCUUUGGCGAGAGGAACCAAUACCAUGCCAUGACAACACUCCUUUCCUUUCCUUCCAUAGUCAGAUCUGUUUAUCCUUUCCAAACUCUAUCUAUCCAAUUAUUGUAUGAUUUCUAAUCCUCGGUUACUCUAAUUAUUAUCACUCUCUCUCCAUCAUGGAAACCGAGCUCAAAUCCAUGAAUCCGGACCCCCCCAAACCCGAACAACCCUACACGUCUUCCCGAGACGAAGGGUCCUACUCGAAAGACGACCGUCCGCUUCUUAAAUCGGAACCGAACCGAGUCAACUCAGCGACAACCGAGAAGAACAUUGAGGAGCUGGAGAAAAAAUUCGCUGCAUUCGUCCGCAGUGACGUGUACGGUCCGAUGGGACGUGGGGAGUUACCAUUGGUUGAGAAAGUUCUGUCAGCAAUCGCGGUGGUUACACUGUUUCCGAUACGAUUCGUGCUCGCAUUGGUUAUAUUGGUGGUGUAUUAUGUUAUUUGUAGGGUUUGUACGCUGUUUUCGGCGCCGAAUCGGGAUGAGGAGGAGGAGCAGGAGGAUUUUGCUCAUAUGGGAGGGUGGAGAAGGGCGGUUAUUGUUUGGUGUGGGAGGUUUUUGUCUAGAUUACUGCUUUUCGUGUUAGGGUUUUAUUGGAUUUGUGAAAGCUAUAGAGAUAUUGAACUGCCUAAUCAAAUUAAAUCUUCCUCCCAGGUAUAUAUAUUUAUUGCUGCUGCUGCUCUUCGUUAUGUUUCGGUUUUUUUGGGAGCUAGUGUAAAUAAUGAUUUGAUAAUGAUUGUAGUGAAUGAGGGAAAAGAUCAAUCUGAAGAUCUGGAAAGAUCAGGGGCGAUAAUAUCAAAUCAUGUUUCGUAUUUAGAUAUCUUGUACCACAUGUCUGCUUCUUUUCCAAGCUUUGUUGCCAAGAGAUCAGUGGCUAAACUUCCUUUAGUUGGUCUCAUCAGCAAGUGCCUUGGUUGUGUAUAUGUUCAGCGGGAGUCCAACUCAUCUGACUUCAAGGGUGUUUCAGGCGUUGUGACUAAAAGAGUCAAAGAAGCUCACGAAAAUAGAUCUGCUCCAAUGAUGAUGCUUUUUCCAGAAGGCACGACAACAAAUGGAGAGUUCCUUCUACCAUUUAAGACAGGUGCAUUCUUAGCAACAGCUCCUGUACAUCCAGUGAUUCUUAGGUAUCCGUACCAGCGAUUCAGUCUUGCCUGGGAUUCAAUAUCUGGGGCACGUCAUGUUUUCUAUCUUUUCUGUCAAUUCAUAAAUCAUAUGGAAGCAAUAUGGCUUCCUGUUUACUACCCAUCACAAGAAGAGAAGGAUGAUCCAAAGCUAUAUGCUAGCAAUGUCCGACGGUUGAUGACUUGUGAGAGUCAUUUAAUAAUGUCAGAUAUUGGACUUGCUGAGAAGCGAAUAUAUCAUGCUGCUCUGAAUGGUUUGUUUUGACAAUGCUAAUUCGGAUUCGCCCUCUGUAUAUUUUACUGUAUGAUUCUAAGAUUAACAGAAAAGAUUAAAAACUUGUAGGAAUCACGAGCAGGAUAGUAUCUCGUACGUCUUCGAUUGGAGAUGUAUUUACCUGUAUUUGUAGAAUUGUUGUGGAGCUGAAGUGGCGUUUACAAAGCAGGCCAUUUAGUUUUGAUUCCACAUUUUUUUGUCUAGUAGCAAACCGGGAGUUCCAUAUGUUCCACAUAGGGGUGGCUCAUACACUACCACUGCUACUAAAAGGAUCAAUUAGAUUUCAGAGUUCAAAAUGCGUACUUGAUUUGUAUCUGAUGAAUUCAGAUUUUUGUUGAGGGACGGGCAAGUUAUCUUCCUUAA
This is a messenger RNA of Populus trichocarpa (black cottonwood), 2059 nucleotides long. RefSeq names its product lysophospholipid acyltransferase LPEAT1. The record is from RefSeq and is a predicted model, not a curated record. Lineage: Eukaryota; Viridiplantae; Streptophyta; Magnoliopsida; Malpighiales; Salicaceae. Gene Ontology annotation, cellular component: endoplasmic reticulum. Bases 419 to 1687 code for a protein of 422 amino acids. The transcript is spliced from 9 exons. Gene Ontology annotation, biological process: phospholipid metabolic process. Gene Ontology annotation, molecular function: lysophosphatidylethanolamine acyltransferase activity.